AUGGCUUCGUCGUCUUCUAUAGACAAGCUUGUAUUCUUCUUCUUAGCUUGCAUCCUCCUCUUCACAUUCUCAGACAACUUCGUCGCUGGAGAUUCUGAUAAAGUAAAGCUCAAUCUUUACUACGAAUCACUUUGUCCCUUUUGUCAGGAUUUCAUCGUCGAGGGUCUAGUCAAAAUAUUUGACUCCGAUCUCCAGACAAUCACCGAUCUCAAGCUUGUUCCAUUUGGUAACGCACGUGUCUCCGAUGAUAUGACUGUUACUUGCCAGCAUGGUGAAGAGGAAUGCAAACUAAACGCAAUUGAAGCUUGCGCCAUAAGAACUUGGCCCGAUCCGAAAAUGCACUAUGGGUUCAUACGCUGCGUAGAAAAGGACACGAAAAAUUGGGAAGCAUCAUGUGUUAAGUUAUAUGGAGGUGAGAAAGCCAUUAAAGAUUGUUACUCCGGUGAUCUCUCCAAAAAUCUCAUAACUGAGGAUGCAAACCAGACUUUAAGUUUGAAGCCGAAACUUAAAUAUGUUCCAUGGGUCACAGUCAACGGCAAACCACUCUAUGAGCGUAUGGAUGACUUUGUGGCAAAAGUGUGUAAAGCGUACAAAGGAAAGACUUCUCUCCCAAAAAUUUGCAGCUCCUCUGCCUCGCAUGUGAGCAAAAGGUCGAAGCUUCGAGUCUCUUAUGCCGAUGAAGCUAUCAAUUAUUAA
Molecule: messenger RNA, 696 nt
Organism: Microthlaspi erraticum
Lineage: Eukaryota; Viridiplantae; Streptophyta; Magnoliopsida; Brassicales; Brassicaceae
Source: the annotation of a GenBank genome assembly